Molecule: messenger RNA, 1149 nt
Organism: Trichechus manatus latirostris (Florida manatee)
Lineage: Eukaryota; Metazoa; Chordata; Mammalia; Sirenia; Trichechidae
Product: putative serpin A13
Molecular function (GO): serine-type endopeptidase inhibitor activity
Source: RefSeq, a predicted model, not a curated record
AUGGCUGCGGCUCAGUGUCCAGGCCUCGUUGACUCACAAGAUUCUGACAGCCCUCCCAGGCCCGCCCUGCUCUGCCACGAGAUUUCCAUGAGCAACAUCAACUUUGCCUUCAGCCUCUACAGACGGUUGGCUUUGGAUGUCCCCGGUGAGAACAUUCUCUUCACAGCCAGCGUCUCCUUGGCCUUGGCCACGCUCUCCCUCGGGGUCCCCGUUGCCAGCAAGACCCAACUCCUGGAGGGCUUAGAGUUCAACCUCACCGUGGUGCCCGAGGCCCGGAUCCAGGAGGGCUUCUGGGAUCUGCUGCUCAGGCGCCACUCCCGGGGCCAGCGCAGGUUCGGAGGUCCGAGCCCUGGGGCCAUCCAGGACCCCCAGGAGGCCCAGAAACUCAUGGAGGAACAUGUGGACAAGCAGACUGAGGGGAAGCUGGGGGCCUAGAUGAAGGACCCCAGGAAUGAAACUGCAGCAGUGCUGGUGAAUCACAUGCCCCUUAGAGCCUCGUGGGCUCAUCCCUUCAACCCGCGUGCCACCAGCCCGAAGGAAUUCUUUGUGGACAAGCACAGGGCCAUGUGGGUCCCUAUGAUGAAGCAGAAGGCCCAUCACUGCUCCUUCUAUGACCCUGAGCUGCAGCGCAUGGUGCUGCGGAUGGACCACACCAGCAAUGCCAUCGCCUUCUUCAUCUUCCCCAAGUGGGGCACGCUGCAGCAGCCCGAAGCACUCAUCCAGUGGGACAGUUUGCUCUGGACAAAAGAACUCGAUUUCUAUUUCCCCAAAAUUUCCAAGGCUAGCACCUACGAACUGGAGGUGCUGCUACCACGAGUGAGUGUGGGUGGAGGUAUCCCCGAAGAGCCUCAACUGAACGUCUCAACCCCCUCAAUCCACAAGCUCGCCCCUGGGGAGUGGUGUCUUCGCCACUGUGUCAUUUCACUGUGCCGCCGUGUGGCCAAGCGGGACCACUGCUUCCGUGCUGUUCGGGACACGGCAUCAGUGGCCACCAGCGCGUUUCUCAAGCUGCUGGAUAACACGGAAGGCACCCUCUUGUCUUCGUCCCAGGCCCAGCUGCUUAUCCUGGCACCAGGAGGCUUCUCCAGCCCUUCGAGAGCUGCCGACGGCCCCCCGGUGCGCUCCCUCCCUCAGCCUGGCUGGUCCUGA